Messenger RNA from Lagopus muta (rock ptarmigan), 1471 nucleotides. RefSeq names its product chromosome 18 C17orf75 homolog (gene C18H17orf75). Lineage: Eukaryota; Metazoa; Chordata; Aves; Galliformes; Phasianidae. The transcript is spliced from 10 exons. The record is from RefSeq and is a predicted model, not a curated record. Gene Ontology annotation, cellular component: trans-Golgi network. Bases 114 to 1283 code for a protein of 389 amino acids.
GGGGGCGGCGCGCACCGCACAGUCGCGGGAGGCGCUGAGGCGCAGCCUGCCCGGCCCUCGGGGCGGAGAACCGGGUGGGGGCAUAGCGGCGCGGCUGGGCGGCGGGGGCUGUGAUGCUGGCGGCACUGCCGGACGGCGAUGAGCGGGAGCUGGAGAGCAGCGAGGAGGGCGGCGGCGGUGCGGGAGACGAGCGGCGGCCGGAGCGGCACGGCAGCACCUACCACAGCCUGUACGGCUACUGGAGCCGCAGGUCAUCGCGGCGGGGAGCGGAUGGCGGCGAUGGCGGCGCGGCGCCUGGGAGCCCCCCCGGCCGGGACUUCAGCCUCUCUUUGCUGGACACAAACUUACCAGCUGAAGCAGAAACCGAACUGCGUGGUUUUAUUGCUAAACGCCUGGCCAAAGGAGCUGUUUUCGAAGGGAUGGGGAAUGUAGCAACUGUGGAUUUGAGUAUACCAGAAUGUAAAGUUGGUUGUUAUUACUGUCUUUUCCAACAAGAAAGUCUUCUAGAAACAGCAACACUGGAAUCGGAAAUCAGUGCUCCAGAAUAUGUAGUUUGUUUCCUAGGUGGCUCAGAGAAAGGUCUGGAACUUUUCAGACUUGAAUUAGACAAAUACGUUCAAAGUCUGAAGCUAAGCCUUGACUUGGAGCAGAAAACGUUGGAGACUUGUGUUAACCCCUACUUAAGAAGCUGGUUUGAGAAUUCCAUAUGCCCAAUUCAGAGAGUAGUACAGCUCUUCCAGGAGAAACUGGCCUUCUUGUUACACGCUGCACUGAGUUAUACUCCUGUGGAAGUAAAAAAUGCAGAUGAAAGAACAGAAAAAGACAUUAGCAGGUUUCUGGCAGCUGCUAGCCUCCAAGGCCUUGUUCAGGAAGGCACAAUGACCUCCUUGUGCAUUGCCAUGACUGAGGAACAGCACAAGUCAAUGGUUGUAGACUGUACUGGAGCCCAGCUUCAGCUGCACAAUGCAGGAAGCAACAGAUUCUGUGAGGACUGGAUGCAUGCUUUUGUAAAUGGUGCUGAAGGUGGAAAUCCAUUUCUGUUCCGGCAAGUUUUGGAAAACUUUAAAUUGAAGGCAAUACAGGACAUUAACAACCUGAAGAGGUUUAUUCGACAGGCUGAAAUGAACCACUACGCCUUGUUCAAGUGUUACAUGUUCUUAAAGAACUGCGGCAGUGGAGACAUCCUUUUGAAGAUAGUUAAAGUAGAACAUGCAGAAAUGCCAGAAGCCAGAAAUGUAGUGACUGUCCUUGAGGAAUUCAUGAAAGAAACAGCAGUGGCUUAAAAUUAUCCUAAUUAUCCUACAGUUGUUGGAGAGUAUUGUAUAAAUCAUUAAUUUCUUCUGUGCAGCUUAGUUUCACUACUGCAGAAAGUUUUCUUUUAAAAGCAUUACCUGAGUCAAACCUAAGUGGCAAUUUCAGCUCCUUCUCUCCCUUUAGAGAGAAAGCAGCAUGAGCUUUUUUUAAUGUGUAA